AUGUCUGCAAGUACCAGGUCGGGCCGACUGGCCAAAUACUUGGGAGCCGUCCUUCGUGGGAAGCAGCAAGUCCAGAGUCUCAGCGACUUUAAGAGAUUCAUAGAAGCUAUUCUGGACGAUCAGGAUCCUUGUGUUACUAUUGAACGACUUGUCUCCAGCUCGAAUGCUCUGGGUGCCCUUCGAAAUGGCCUAAGAUUCAAUCUCACGCCCGCUUUUAUUAACGAAUAUACAUCGAGGUUUAUCCAGUUUUUGAAUAAUCCAGAAGUCAAGAUCCUUUGUAAUGGAAUUUUUCUUGAACAACUUCUUCUGAUAAUACUGGAACCUCGAACUCUCUGGAACGCGUUUGUGGAGGCAUUUCGCAAGCGAAGACUGGAUUACGAUGCAACUCAUGCCCUCUGUUGGCUGACAACAGAACUAUUGUCAUUGCCGACUUCAUCAGCUGUGGAUAUUACAGCUGAUGCGCAGACCAUCAUAAAUGAUGAAUCGAUUUUUACGUCGCCUUCGAUCUCAUUACGCAGUCUGGGGCAUAAGAUAAAGUACCUCAUAGACAUGAAGUCGUCUGCAUCCGCCAUCUCAUCAGAAGACACAGCAGGUGGUCGGCAUGAUAAUGAUUUUCUUGAUUUCCGUCAGAUUGCUAUUUUACCUACGGCAGAUGAGAUGGGGUGCUCCGAAAGGCCUUUCUAUCGCCGUGUGGAUGAGAUCGCACAGUUAGCUGGAAACCAGCGUAUCGCUGCGCAUGUGGACAACCAGUUCCGACUUUUACGGGAGGACAUGCUGUCCGGACUGCGAGAUGAUAUACAGUUUGCAAGAGGCACAAAAAAGGGACGACGAUCCGCUUUACGCCUAAAGGGCCUGUCUCUGACAAAAAUCUCUUGUAUUUCGGCAGAUCUGCAACACCUUCACCCAUGCACAGUUGGUGUCACUGCCAAGUCAGGGCUGGACAGGCUUAAUGACAUCUCUAAAGAAGAUAGGAAAAACUUCCUAAAAAGUAAUCCUAACUUUGUCAGACAUCGAGCGUUUGGGUGCCUGUUACAGGACACAGAAAUCGUGGCUUUUGCUACCAUUGAAAGGAAUAUUGACGAGUUGAUAUCAACUCCGCCGGUAGUCAUGCUACGAAUUGCAGGAGAGGAGGCUCUAAGGAAAUGUCUACUCUUCCUCAAGCUUUAUGACAACGUGGAAUUCUUGGUUGUUGAAACACCGACUUUUGCCUACCAGCCAAUUUUGAGAUGUCUACAAGAGAGGGCUGUGUUCCCUCUCACGGAAGAGUUAUUUCUUUAUGAAAGAGGUGAACCGGUGACAGAGUCAAGCCUGGCACCUAUGCAUGUGAUCAAUGAGUUGAAGGAGACAUUCAGGCGGAAUAUUCAAGACAUCCUACGAACCAACCAGCCCAUUAUAUUGGAUCAAUCUCAGCUCGAGUCCCUAUUAUCGGGAUUGGCUCAAAGGGUCAGUCUCAUCCAAGGACCUCCAGGUACCGGAAAGUCUUUUAUUGGAGCCCUACUUGCCAAGGUCUUUCAUGAUCAUUCUAAGGACAAAAUCCUGGUGAUGUGCUACACCAAUCACGCUUUGGAUCAGUUUUUGGAGGACCUGUUAGAUAUUGGCAUUAAUGCAUCCUCAAUUGUUCGACUUGGUUCGAAAUGGACGCCCCGAACUCAGCCUCUGACCCUCAAAGCUCAAAAGACGACCAAACCAAGACCUCAGUCAACUUGGAACACCAUGAGAGCGCUGCGGAUCGAGGGAGAUAAUUUGCGCGAGACAUUGAAUAAUUCUUUUACAAAAUAUCGGGUACUAGCAACAGAUGCCUUGUCUAUACUGGAGUAUCUGGAGUUUGAAGAGCCCGAGUACUUUGAAGCUUUUGCCAUACCUGAGGAUGAAGAUGGAAUGAGUAUAGUAGGCAAACAGGGAAAGGAAAUCAGUAAAGAUUACCUUUAUUACUGUUGGGUUAAAGGACAAUCACCAGAUCCUUUUACUGAACUGAUCCCAGAUCAAUAUCGCAGCAUAUGGGCAGCAGAGCAGAGGGUCCGAGACGAGAAGCUUGAGUCCUGGAAGCGAGCUUUACUUAAUGAACAAGCCGCCUCUCUGGCGGUGCAAAUGGAACUCUUUGAUAAGUGCCAGGAAAAGCUGUCCGCGGUCCUUGGCGAAAAGACGCGCGAAGUGCUGAAAGAAAAGCGAAUAAUCGGGUGCACGACAACGGCUGCGGCAAUGUACUCUGAUGAGAUUCGAUCCGCCUCCCCAGGGAUUGUCCUCCUAGAAGAGGCAGGCGAAAUUCUUGAGUCUCAUGUUAUUUCAGCGCUUUCUCCAGAGACCAAGCAUUUAAUAAUGAUUGGAGAUCAUUUGCAGCUCCGCCCAAAGAUUAACAACUAUGCUCUUAGCUUGGAGAAAGGGAAUGGUUAUGACCUCAACGUGUCUCUUUUUGAGAGGCUCAUUCGCGCUGACUAUCCACACACGACAUUACUAAAGCAGCAUCGAAUGUGCCCAGAAAUAUCAAGUCUUGUACGCUCUCUUACCUACCCUGGGUUAGAAGACGACGACAAGACUAAAGCACGCCCCGAGCCUCGAGGACUGUGUGACCGUGUAAUCUUCUUCAACCAUUCGAAUCCGGAAGCAAACUUCUUGGAAAUUUCUGAUCGGCGUGACGAAGAAGCAAAACAGUCCAAACAAAACAUUUUCGAGGCAGAAAUCGUCUUGAAGAUUGUGAAGUAUCUCGGACAGCAGGGUUACGGAACAGACAAGCUGGUUGUCCUCACACCGUAUCUUGGUCAACUGUCGCUUCUGAGGCAGACUUUGAGCAAACAGAAUGAUCCAGUAUUGAACGACCUUGAUUCCUAUGAUCUUGUGCAAGCUGGUCUUCUAUCACAGGCGGGAGCAAAUCACUCUAAGCGACCGAUCAAGCUCUCAACCAUUGACAACUAUCAAGGAGAAGAAAGCGAAAUUGUAAUAGCAUCGUUGACGCGAAGUAAUCAAAAUGGCGACAUAGGAUUCAUGGCUGCCCGGGAACGACUAAAUGUGCUUCUUUCUCGUGCCCGAAAUAUCCUGAUCAUUGUGGGGAAUUCAGAAACUUUUGUCUCUAGUCGAAAAGGGGAAAAUUUUUGGAGACCGCUCAUUGAUCAACUCAAGGCCAGUGGUCAUCUAUAUGAUGGGUUGCCUGUUCGCUGUGAGCAGCACCCAAAGAAGACCGCCAUACUUCGGACCAAAGAGGAUUUCGACACAGAAACGCCAGACGGCGGGUGCGCGGCGUCUUGUGGCGUCAAGUUAAGCUGUGGAAUCCACGAAUGCCCGUCCAAGUGUCACCAGCUCGUCGACCACUCCAAGAUGAUUUGUAAAAAAGUUGUCAAGUGGAAUUGCCCUCGCGGCCACACUUCGUCAUUGCCAUGUUCCAUGGUCAAGGGUGCAUGCCGCUUCUGUACCCAGGAAGAUACCAUAAAGAAGCGAAAGCAUGAACGUGAUCAAAAGCUCGAGGCAGAACGACAAAGGAAACAAACUGCCUACGCUCAGAAACUUGCCGAGCUUCAGGAUGAAGCCUCUCACUUGAGACGUCUAAGAGGUGAUGCAUUUGCUGAUGCGGAGUACGCUAAAGUUCUUAACCAGUAUCGCGAGGAAAUUGAGAGCUUGAAAAGUCCCCAACAGCCGGUCACAAAUACAGUCAGCACCAAAAGUGCCGAGCUAAAGGAUAGAAGAUCAGGCUCUCCCGAGCCAGUAACCUCUGAGAAUAAUGCUGGGUACUCCAAAAACACCAAAACUCCUGAGGAUAGACCCCGUGAGAAGCCGAAAGCCGAACAAACAAUGCCGAAUAAUAUACCAUCAGAAGCCAAGGUUGAGUGGGAUUACCAAAAGACUUAUUUCAACUCCCAAAGCCUAGAAAUUGACUCCUUGAUGGAUAUGGUGGGAUUGGAGACCGUCAAAGCAAAAUUCUUGGACAUCAAAGGGAAGGUAGACCUUUCCAUUCGACAGAACGUUGAUUUGAGCAACGAAAGAUUUGGAACCGUGCUUCUCGGAAACCCUGGGACCGGCAAGACGACAGUUGCUCGGCUGUACGCUAAGUUUUUGGCAGAAGUAGGAAUCAUCCCCGGACACAAAUUCGUUGAAACUACGGGCUCGAGACUCUCAAAUGGCGGCGUAUCGCAAUGCCAGAAACUUAUUGAAACGCUACUCAAAGGCGGCGGAGGGGCUAUCUUUAUUGAUGAAGCUUAUCAACUUGUUCAAGGUAACAACUUUGGCGGUAGCCAGGUUCUAGAUUUUCUUCUGGCCGAAGUUGAGAAUCUCACUGGAAAGAUUGUCUUCAUUCUUGCUGGAUACCAGCGACCCAUGGAGAAGUUCUUUGCCCACAACCCUGGACUUCCUAGCCGUUUCCCUCAUGAACUUAAGUUUGAAGACUUUAACGAUACGGAAUUGAUGCUUAUUCUACAACGGUGGAUUGAAAAGACGUACAAAAAGCAGAUGAAAAUCGAUGGUGGGCCCGGUGGACUUUAUUGCCGCAUUGUUGCUCGGCGAAUUGGGCGUGGCCGCGGACGUGAAGGAUUCGCGAACGCGAGAGCCGUUGAAAAUGCUAUGACUAGGAUCUCUGAACAACAGUCUAAGCGUGUGGUACGGGAAAGACGAAAGGGCACUGCGCGGGUUGACGAUUUCUUCCUCGACAGAGAGGACAUGAUCGGUCCAGAUCCUUCGCAAACACUAAAGUCAUCCAAGGCAUGGCAGAAGCUGCAGGCUAUGAUUGGGCUGGCCGAAGUUAAAAAGACUGUGGAGGCUCUAAUAGAUACAAUUCAAUACAACUAUCGUCGCGAGAUAGAUGAGCAGCCUCUUGCUGAGUACAGCCUUAACAAGGUGUUUCUUGGAAACCCUGGAACAGGCAAAACUUCGGUUGCAAAAAUUUAUGGGCAAAUCCUUGUUGAUGUUGGGCUUCUAUCCAAUGGCGAAGUCAUUGUGAAGAACCCAUCUGAUUUCGUAGGAAGCGUCAUCGGAGAGUCCGAAAAGAACACAAAAGGCAUUCUUGCGGCUACACUAGGGAAGGUCCUUGUCAUAGAUGAAGCCUAUGGUCUCUUCGCUGGAGGAACUUCUGAUGGUACAGGAGCUAGAAGUGACCAAUACAGAAGCGCCGUUGUGGAUACAAUAGUAGCAGAAGUACAAAGCACACCUGGUGAUGAUAGAUGUGUUCUCCUCCUGGGUUACAAGGACCAAAUGCAGCAGAUGUUCCAAAAUGUCAACCCUGGUCUCAGUCGGCGUUUCCCCAUGGAUCAGGCUUUUGUCUUUGAAGACUUUACCGAGAAGGAGCUCAACAUGAUACUUGAUCUGAAACUGAAAGAACAGGGAUAUGAUAUUACUGACCGUGCUCGCCGUGUCGUUUUGGAGAUGCUGGAGCGCGCUCGGAAUCGACCUCACUUUGGCAACGCUGGUGAGAUUGAUAUUCUGCUUAACACAGCGAAAAUGCAUCAUCAGAGACGGCUUUCCGUUAACAAAACUACGAGCCGGAUUUCUGAUGCUACUCUCGAUGCUGUCGACUUUGAUGAGAAUUUUGAUCGCGCGGAGAAAAGCCAUAAUAGUGUUUCAAAAAUGUUUGAAGGCGUCAUAGGAUGUGAAAAUAUUGUCUCCAAGCUCGAGGGAUAUCAGCAGAUGGUCAAAAGCCUUAAACAGCUGAACAUGGAUCCUCGCGAACAGGUGCCCUUUAACUUCAUUUUUCGCGGACCUCCAGGAACUGGGAAGACAAGUACGGCUAGGAAGAUGGGUCAAGUCUACUACGAUAUGGGACUUCUAGCUUCGAAUGAGGUAGUUGAGACGUCAGCAACAGACUUCGUAGGCCAAUACAUUGGGCAAACAGGACCAAAGACGCAAAGUGCCCUAAAACGUGGUCUUGGCAAAGUCCUCUUUAUAGACGAAGCAUAUCGUCUUGCUGAGGGGCACUUUGCUAAGGAAGCUAUGGAUGAGCUAGUGGAUUGUAUCACGAAGCCUAGAUGGGCCGGGAAGCUGAUUAUCAUACUGGCCGGAUACGACGCAGAUAUAAAUCGACUCAUGUCCAUCAAUCCUGGUCUUACCAGUCGGUUCCCAGAGUCUCUACAGUUCCAAUCUCUAUCACCAAAAGAGUGUAUCCAGCUACUCGAUGAGCUCUUAUCGAAGCAGAAAAACAACCUCCUCAAACAGUCGAACACAAAGUUCGAUAUCACCUGUUUGCAUUGCUCGGACCCCGAUCUUAGGGUAAAAAUAUCUCAGGGAUUUGAGAGUCUGUCCAAAACUGCGAGCUGGGCCAAUGCUAGAGACGUUGGGACAUUGGCAAAGGCUAUCUUUGGGAAAACCCUGAAGACGAUGCAGGCCAGUACGGAAGAAUUAAUACUGAGAAGAGAAACAGUAAUUGAGGAGCUCCAAUCUAUGAUCACUGAGCGUCAGGGUCGUGAGGACUCCCAGGCAACAGGAGUCAAUAGCAGCAAGGGAAUGAAACUGCCGCUACGUACGGAAUAUCCGAACUCACCUGUGAUCAACAUUCCAGGCCAAAGCUCGAAACCAGAUGCUGCAUCCAAUGUCGAGGCUAAUAAACCAGUACAAUCCAACCUCUCCCAUCAAAAUUUAAUUUCUGGGCGUGAUGCCGGUGUCACAGAUGUGAUUUGGCGACAGCUGGAGAAAGAUAAAGCCAUGAUUGAAGCGAAAGAAAAGGAGUACUUGCGUUUGAUGCAGGAAGAAAAGGAACAACAAAGGGAACUGCAGAGGAGAGAGAAAGAAGAGGGUAGAGUUGCCCGGGAAGUCGAGGAAGCAAAGCAGCAGAAAGAUGAAGAGGGAAAAAAGCGUCAUGAACAAGCACGGUUGCUGCAUGAAAUGGAACGCAGGAAGCAGGAAGAAAUUGCACGGGAGCUUGAAAAGAAGCGGCAAGCCUUAGCUGAAGCUCAGCUUAAAGAGCAAGCUACUCAGGAAAAGCUUCGAAAAAUGGGAGUUUGUGUUCAAGGAUAUCGCUGGAUCAAACAAGCCAAUGGGUAUCGAUGUGCGGGUGGCGCUCAUUGGGUCUCGAAUGCACAGCUUCAAUGAUCUUCGCCCGAACCAGCAUUAGUGAGUCGAGUAUUGUCCUUAUAUGGCUGUGUCAUUCUUUUGCAUUACUUCUGAGUACCUGGGUAGUGUUGUAA
Molecule: messenger RNA, 7097 nt
Organism: Talaromyces stipitatus ATCC 10500
Lineage: Eukaryota; Fungi; Ascomycota; Eurotiomycetes; Eurotiales; Trichocomaceae
Exons: 6
Coding region: 1-7002 (2333 amino acids)
Molecular function (GO): helicase activity; ATP binding; ATP hydrolysis activity
Source: RefSeq, a predicted model, not a curated record